AUUUCACUUCGCUUGUUUCACCAAAAUGAGUGAAUCAAAUGACAUUUUAUCACCCAAUAAAGAUAUAAAAAUUUUCAAAUGGGUUGUUCACGAAGGAUCCCAAAUUUCAAAUGGUUCCAUUUUAUGUUUGUAUCAGUUGGAUGGUGACGAGAAGAUUCAACGUUUAAAGAACACACAUUAUGGCACAGUGAAGAAACUACUCCACAAAGAAGGAGAAACUGUGAAUAAAUUGUCGCCGCUUCUAACUUAUAUCGAAUGUCUUCAUACAACAAUCAUUCGAGAUUUGUGUGCUGAUUGUGGAGCGGACUUAGAACAAAUUGAUAUAGCUUCAUCGUCGAAAGCUUCAGUACCGAUGAUUCAUUCAGUUCCCGACUUAAAAGUUUCUGAAGAACUGGCAAAGAAACUUGGAAGAGCUGACACAGAUCGCUUAUUAAAUGACAAAAAACUUGUACUGCUUGUUGAUUUGGAUCAAACAUUAAUUCACACAACUAAUGAUAAUGUUCCUAACAAUCUCAAGGAUGUUUAUCACUUUCAAUUGUAUGGCAUAAAUUCACCUUGGUAUCAUACACGCUUAAGACCAGGAACUCUUACCUUUCUCCAAAACAUUGAUCCACUUUAUGAACUUCACAUUUGCACAUUUGGCGCUCGAAAUUAUGCUCACAUGAUUUGUGCGUUUCUUGAUGAGAAUGGACGUCUUUUUUCUCAUCGAAUUCUUUCACGUGAUGAAUGUUUGAAUGCUACGAGUAAAAAAGACAAUUUAAAAGCACUUUUUCCUGAUGAUUGUGGCGAUUCCAUGGUUUGCAUUAUCGACGAUCGUGAAGAUGUUUGGAAUCAUGCAACAAAUCUGAUUCAAGUCAAACCUUAUCAUUUUUUUCAACAUACUGGCGACAUUAAUGCACCCCCAGCGCUUGCAAAACGUGAACUUGAUGGUAAAGGAGUUGACUUUAACAAAAUUGUGAAGCUUCAAAAAGUUAAGGGGAAAAAGAAGACGAAAGAAGAAAAUGUUGAAGAGAAAAUUGAGACUGAAGAUAGGAAAGAAGAAGAUGUUGGCGAAAGUAGUAGUAGCUUUAAUGAUUCUGAUCAGAAACCACCAAAAAAUGAUGAAACCAGUGAUCAACAAACUGAAGAGAAAAAGUUAUCAAAUGAAGAUUAUGAAGAAAAUUUAGUGGAGAUUCAAGAUCCCGACGAUUAUCUUUUGUAUCUUGAAUCAAUUCUUAAACUCAUUCAUGAACGAUUUUAUGAUGUUUACGACAAAACGAAAAAUAUUCCUGACCUCAAACUUCUAAUUCCUAAGCUAAAAUCCGAAGUUCUUGUCGGUGUUUCAAUUGUGUUCUCGGGUCUUGUCCCCAAUAUUGUUAAGCUUGAAAACAGUCGGCCUUAUCUAAUAGCAAAGAAUCUUGGUGCUGAUGUAACUGAAGGAAUCACAGAUGCUACGACACAUCUCAUUGCUGCAUCGACGGGUACGCAAAAAGUAUUUCAAGCAUUAAAGAAUAAGAAAAUUCAAGUUGUGACACCUGAUUGGUUGUGGACAUGUGCAGAACGGUGGGAGCAUGUCGACGAGAAACUUUUCCCAUUAAGUUCAAAUCGUAAUCAUAAAAUGCGACAAAUACCAGCACAUUGUUCACCUGAUCGACUUCCAGAACCUGACGAUGUAAAGUUCAAUAAUCCUUACUUGCAAAUGUCUGACAAUGACAUCGCAUCAAUGGAAGCUGAAGUGGAAGAUGAUGAAAGUAGUGAAUCAGACGAUGAUGAGAAAGGAGAAAGUCCACCGGAAGCAGAAAGAGUUGCACGAAAGCGACGAUCGUCACCAGAUGAGAAUGAAGAAGAAGUUAAAAAGUUCCGUCCAACUAUAGACUUGAGUGGAAAAGGCGAUGAAAGUAGCGAGAGCGGUUCUGAACGUGAAUCGGGAGGAUCUGGAAGAAGUUCGUCAAAGGAAGAUGACGAUGAUGAAGAAGAGAGUCCAAGCGCUAAAUUUCGAAGAGGAGAAGAAAUUUCAUCAGAGUUUGAACUCGAUUCAAAUGAUAGCGUCGAAAGUGUUGAACAGCCAGGUGAUGAAGAGGACGAUGGAGAAUGGAACAUGAUGGGAGCUGCUUUAGAACGAGAGUUCCUCGGUUAUGAAGAUUAAAAUCAUUCAAAGAUUGUAAUUAGUUAAGAAGAUGAAUAAAAAAUGAAUUUUUUUCUGAACUAGACAAA
Clunio marinus is the source of this 2193-nucleotide messenger RNA. The record is from the annotation of a GenBank genome assembly. Lineage: Eukaryota; Metazoa; Arthropoda; Insecta; Diptera; Chironomidae.